Molecule: messenger RNA, 1857 nt
Organism: Drechmeria coniospora
Lineage: Eukaryota; Fungi; Ascomycota; Sordariomycetes; Hypocreales; Ophiocordycipitaceae
Product: nucleotide-sugar transporter
Exons: 3
Coding region: 1-1857 (618 amino acids)
Biological process (GO): UDP-glucose transmembrane transport
Cellular component (GO): cis-Golgi network; Golgi apparatus; endoplasmic reticulum-Golgi intermediate compartment
Molecular function (GO): antiporter activity
Source: RefSeq, a predicted model, not a curated record
AUGACCUCCUCCUCCUCCUCGUCGAACCCUUUCUCGAAAAGUGUGGCGAAACCGUCGUCGAAGCCGUCGAAACCGUCGUCGAAACUAUCCUCCGUUCCCCCUAUACCCAACCUCUCUCCGUCUGCCUCCUCGCCCGAACGGCUUCUCGAUCCCCGCGACUCGGCCAUCGUCACCGACGCCGCUCGAGCCGACGUCCCCUCGACGGGAGUUGCCAACAGCUCCGCCGCCGCUCCCUCUCCCGGCAGCCGUCUCGCUGGCUCCGCCGGCGGUGACAUCGAGAUGGAGCCCGUCACCGGCCACCGCCGACGGAAGAGCAGCAUCAUGAGCCCCCCCGGCGUCGGCCCGUUCGCUCAUCGCCCGCACCCUCACCCUUCCGUCAGCAUACCCCAGGACGCGAGGCUCCUCCAGGGACCCAGCUCCGCUCGCUCCGCCCGCUCGUCGCGGGAGGGAUCGGCGAGGGACAGCUCCGGCGAGGAUGAUGUUCGCGACGACGAGGAGAUGGGCCUCAGCUCCCACGACCGCCGUCGAAGGCGGCGGAAGCGUCGGAGGAACACGAGGCUCGACAACCGCAUCGCUCGAGAGAAGACCGUCUCGGAAGACGAGCGAAAGGAGGCCGACAUGAGCGUCGUCAAGAACCUGGCCAUCACCUGCACCUUCAUCCUGCUCUGGUACAUCUUUUCCUUGAGCAUCUCGCUCUAUAACAAGUGGAUGUUCGACAAGAACAACCUCAACUUCCAGUUCCCCCUCUUCACCACCUCGCUGCACAUGGUCAUCCAGUUCUUCCUCGCCGGUGCCGUUCUCUACUUCAUCCCCUCGCUGCGGCCGCAAAGCGGAUACAGCUCCGAUGGCGGCAGGUCGCGGCACGAGACGGAGCCGGCCAACGGCCCCGCCAUGACCAAGCUCUUCUAUCUCACCCGGGUCGGCCCCUGCGGCGUCUCGACCGGUCUUGACAUCGGGCUGGGCAACGCGUCGCUCAAGUUCAUCAGCCUCACCUUCUACACCAUGUGCAAGUCGUCGUCGCUCGCCUUCGUCCUCGUCUUCGCCUUCCUCUUCCGUCUCGAAGUCCCGACCUGGCGCCUCGUCGCCAUCAUCGCCACCAUGUCCUUCGGCGUCGUCCUCAUGGUCUUUGGCGAGAUCGAGUUCAAGCUCGGCGGCUUCGUCCUCGUCAUCUCCGCCGCCUUCUUCUCCGGCUUCCGCUGGGCCCUCACCCAGAUCCUGCUGCUCCGCAACCCUGCGACGUCGAACCCCUUCUCCAGCAUCUUCUUCCUCACCCCCGUCAUGUUCGUCACCCUCAUCUCCCUCGCCGUGCCCGUCGAGGGUGUCGGAGCCCUGUGGGAGGGGCUCAAGGGUCUGAGCCAGCAGUGGGGCCCCGUCAUGACCCCCCUCUUCCUCGUCUUCCCCGGAUGCAUCGCCUUCUGCAUGACGGCGUCCGAGUUCGCCCUCCUCCAGCGCACCUCGGUCGUCACCCUGUCCAUCGCUGGCAUCUUCAAGGAGGUCGUCACCAUCUCGGCCGCCUCCGUCGUCUUCGGCGACAAGCUGACCCUCGUCAACUUUUUCGGCCUCAUCACGACCAUGGCGGCCAUCGUUGCCUACAACUACGUCAAAAUCAGCAAGAUGCGGGAGGAGGCGGUGCAAACCGUCCACGGCUGCCAUGUCGCCGCAUCGCCUGCUUCACCCGUGAGCCAUAGUGGAAACGACAGCGGCGACGAGGACAAUGACAGCAAUGAUGAGAUGGCCGGUCUGCUGUAUCGGAGCUCCAGCAUGGGCCAGACGUCAGGCUCGUCGGAUGGGAGCACCCAGAUGAACCUGCCGGCCGGCGACGACCACAAAGGUCACAAAUCGAGGCGAACGGAUUGA